Theobroma umbraticum is the source of this 2189-nucleotide messenger RNA. Its product is annotated as glucose-6-phosphate 1-dehydrogenase, cytoplasmic isoform. Gene Ontology annotation, biological process: pentose-phosphate shunt, oxidative branch; glucose metabolic process. NCBI's taxonomy places the organism in Eukaryota, Viridiplantae, Streptophyta, Magnoliopsida, Malvales, Malvaceae. Gene Ontology annotation, molecular function: glucose-6-phosphate dehydrogenase activity; NADP binding. Gene Ontology annotation, cellular component: cytosol. The record is from RefSeq and is a predicted model, not a curated record.
GCGGACAGAAAGAGUUGGUGAGCAAUACAAAAAAACUGCUUAAAUUCCAGGAAGUUUGACACCCACUUUUCAAACAUUAACUCAAUACCAAACCAAGCUCUCUCUCUCUCUCUUCAAAUCCCAGGGUUUCAUUUUUCUCUGAGUUUGCUGUUAAGAUCAUACAAGGAUCACAGCAAGAGCAAAAUCUUUGUUUGACUUGUAAAAUAGAAGCUUAGAAGAUGGGAUCAGGUGAAUGGUGCCUUCAGAAAAGAGAUAGCUUUAAGAGUGAUUCAUUUUCAACCAAUGAGAAUGUGCAGGAAACUGGGUGCCUCUCAAUUAUCGUUCUUGGUGCCUCUGGUGAUCUUGCCAAGAAGAAGACUUUCCCUGCUCUCUUUCAUCUUUAUUGCCAGGGAUUUCUACCACCAGAUGAGGUGCACAUUUUUGGCUAUGCAAGGACUAAGAUUUCAGAUGAUGAAUUGAGAAAUCGCAUUCGUGGAUAUCUUGUCAGUGACAGAAGUGCUUCACCCUUAGAAGAUGUAUCAAAGUUCUUACAGCUGAUUAAAUAUGUAAGCGGGUCAUAUGAUGCCGCUGAGGGCUUUCAACUGUUAGACAGGGAAAUUGCAGCGCAUGAAUUCUCGAAAAGUAGCCAAGAAGGGUCAUCACGGAGACUCUUUUAUCUUGCACUUCCGCCAUCAGUAUAUCCAUCUGUUUGCAGGAUGAUCAGGCAAUAUUGCAUGAAUAAAUCUGAUCUUGGUGGAUGGACUCGGAUUGUUGUUGAGAAGCCCUUUGGCAAAGAUUUGGACUCUGCAGAGCAACUGAGUUCCCAGAUUGGGGAGUUGUUUGAGGAACCACAAAUUUACCGUAUUGAUCACUAUUUGGGAAAGGAAUUAGUUCAGAACUUGUUGGUACUUCGUUUUGCUAAUCGCUUGUUCAUGCCCCUUUGGAAUCGUGACAACAUUGAUAAUGUACAGAUUGUUUUCAGAGAGGAUUUUGGAACUGAAGGUCGUGGUGGAUAUUUUGAUGAAUACGGAAUUAUCCGCGAUAUUAUCCAAAACCACCUGUUGCAGGUUCUUUGUCUUGUUGCUAUGGAGAAGCCUGUUUCUCUCAAACCUGAGCACAUUCGUGAUGAGAAAGUGAAGGUUCUUCAAUCAGUACUUCCAAUUAAAGAUGAAGAGGUUGUACUUGGACAAUAUGAAGGUUACACAGAUGAUCCAACAGUUCCUGACCACUCAAACACUCCAACAUUUGCAACUGUUAUUCUCCGUAUACAUAAUGAAAGAUGGGAAGGUGUUCCAUUUAUACUAAAGGCAGGGAAAGCAUUGAAUUCAAGAAAGGCAGAGAUACGUGUUCAAUUUAAGGAUGUUCCUGGUGAUAUAUUCAAAUGUAAAAAGCAAGGCAGAAAUGAAUUUGUGAUACGCCUGCAACCUUCUGAAGCCAUGUACAUGAAGCUAACAGUGAAGCAGCCUGGUCUGGAGAUGUCAACAGUGCAAAGUGAACUAGACUUGUCAUACAGGCAACGUUAUCAAAAUGUUAUAAUUCCUGAGGCUUAUGAACGUCUUAUUCUUGACACGAUAAGAGGUGAUCAGCAGCAUUUUGUUCGCAGAGAUGAAUUAAAGGCGGCAUGGGAGAUUUUCACGCCUCUUCUACACAGAAUUGACAAUGGUGAACUGAAGCCAACUCCAUACCAACCAGGCAGCCGUGGUCCUGCAGAAGCUGAUGAGCUUUCAGCUAAAGCUGGUUAUGUUCAAACACAUGGAUAUAUAUGGAUUCCUCCCACCUUGUAGAAACUUGCUAGCUUGCAGUAUUCCUUCAUCAGCACUGUAUAAGUUGAAGUUUUCGCUAAAGCCCGUUUGUAAUGCAUCCAAUAAAAUUGUAGCCGUGUAACCCUAUAUCAGCCGGGCCAGCCUGUUAUAGAGUGCCAUAAAAAUAUGCUUAGCCGAAGAGCUUUGUUCCCCUGCCUGUUUGAAGUAUGUACCUUUGCCGUACUUUGUGUGUAAAAUAUGAUUUGAUAUCCCUUUAAAUCAUAUUUCCAACUCUUUAUGAAGGGUCUUUCCUUGUCAUAGAAGAGAAGCUUUUGUUUCUGUUUUUCGAUAUGGCUGCUAAGGAAUCAGGCUGGCUUGACCCUAGAAUAAAGCUCUUCCGAACCUGUUUUGCUUGAGCCAUCUUUUUGUAGUUUGCAAGAAAUCUAUAGCUCCACUCUGAAUGAUAAA